Molecule: messenger RNA, 843 nt
Organism: Lithohypha guttulata
Lineage: Eukaryota; Fungi; Ascomycota; Eurotiomycetes; Chaetothyriales; Trichomeriaceae
Exons: 1
Coding region: 1-843 (280 amino acids)
Biological process (GO): protein quality control for misfolded or incompletely synthesized proteins; positive regulation of proteolysis; proteasome-mediated ubiquitin-dependent protein catabolic process
Cellular component (GO): cytoplasm
Molecular function (GO): ubiquitin protein ligase activity; protein-folding chaperone binding
Source: RefSeq, a predicted model, not a curated record
AUGGCUUACAUGCUGAAAGAGCAAGGCAACCAGUGCUUCAAGGAUGGUCAAUACAAAGAGGCGGAGGACUUCUAUGGACAGGCUAUCUCUGUUCGGUCCAACGACCCUAAGCUGUUUCAAAAUAGAGCACUAGCACGAAUACGUCUCUCGAAUUGGCGUGGUGCGGAGCAAGACGCUCGUAAGGCCGUCGAGCUAGAUUCUCAGUCCAUGAAAGCGCAUUUUUACCUCGCACAAGCAUUACUGAACUUGCGGCAUGUAGGUGAAGCACACCGAGAAGCACUUCAGGCGUAUAGCAUAUGUCUUGCCACGAAUGAUAGCUCCGUCGAGGUUGUAGGGCAGACCGUUUUGAAAGCGAAACAGGCUGUAUGGCAGGCCAAGGAGACAAGUCGACUACGAGAAAUGAAUGAUACUCUGGCCACUGUGGAACAGACCAUGGAGCAGCAGUUGAGAAGAGACGUCGCUGAUGUUGAAGAAAGAUUCAAGAGCAAAACAAUUGGCGAGAUGGGCAGAGGAGAAGAGCUCCAACAGCUACAAGACGAGUUCGAUGAGCGGCGGCGCAACGUGAGGUCUGCUUUUGAAAAUAGCAAGGAUCCCGAAAGUAAGGAGAGGGUAGUGCCAGACUGGAUGGUUGAUCCCAUAUCAUUUGAGGUCAUGCACGAUCCUGUGAUCACGCCAGCAGGAGUCAGCUAUGAAAGAGUUGGGCUGUUGAAACAUCUCAAACAGAGCGGUUUGGAUCCCCUGACUAGGAAGAAGUUGCAUCCCGAUGCACUGACACCAAAUGUCGGUCUGAAGCAGGCUUGUGCAGAGUUCUUGGAGCGUAAUGGCUGGGCUGUGGAUUGGUAG